UGUUUACUAUGCUGGUUUAGCUUAUACUUCUCCGACUGUAGCAACUGCCUUGAGCAAUGUUAUCCCUAGUUUGACGUUUCUUGUGGCAGUUUUUCUCAGCAAUUGCUUUCUUCUGUUUUAAUUUCAGGAUGGAGAAGCUGAAGAUUAAAAGUGCAAGUGGCGGAGCAAAGGUAUUGGGUACCCUUAUCUGCAUUGGUGGCUCACUUAUUUUUACCUUCUGGAGAGGAGGGUUCCAAUUGAAAGGCGUUGUAGACAGGCCCUUGAUAAACAUCUACGGCACAAAUGGUUCUCAUAGUGAGGGUAGGCAAGGUAAGGAAAGUUGGAUCAAAGGCUCUGCUCUUAUUCUUGUCAGUUACAUUGCUUGGAGUGGAUGGCUAAUUCUCCAGGCUAAAGUAUCCAAAGUCUAUCCAGCUCAACUAUCACUGAAUGUUUUAAUUUGCUUCAUUGCAUCGUUGCAAUCUUCUGUUCUUGCCCUGUUCUUUGCAAGAAACCCUCUUUUGUGGAAGCUGGAGUGGAAUGUGCAGCUUUUGACCAUCAUCUACUGUGGAGUAGUACUCUCAGCAUUAGUCUACUACCUACAAACAUGGUGUAUCAGUAAUAAGGGACCAGUUUUCGCGGCGAUGUUCAAUCCACUGCUUGUCGUUAUUGUAGCAAUAUUCUGUGCAAUUGUUUUCGCAGAGCGACUUCACUUAGGCAGCUUGGCGGGAGCAUUUCUCAUUAUUUUGGGCCUUUACUUUGUACUUUGGAGCAAAAGGAGAGACGGUUUUGUCUCUGGACAUAUGAAGGAUGGAAAUGAUGAAAAGAUACUGCUACUCAUUUAUUCCAGCUUAAAUGCUAUACAUACUUGCUUGGAGAUUGGAACGCAGGAUAAGCUCUGAAGGCAUCUUCACAGACGUGAAAGCUCAUAUCCAUCUAUGAAGAAUUGAUAAUGCCGAUUCACUAUACAUGUUUGUUUAUGUAUUUUCUUGUAUUUUCUUCAAUGUGGGGAUUGUGUAAGCUUAGUUAAUAUGUAUCACAGAAGGUAAAUUCAUCUUUGCUGCCAUGAUAUCAUUGAAGGCUGUUCUCGCUGUCAAUCACAAACCGGUACUUAACAUCCCUCUUCAUUAGCUUCUCAAGAGCUUCGUUUACAUACUGAAUUGGAAAUUAACCCUAUCUGUGCCUAAAUUAUAUGGGCAUCACAAAAGUCUCUCAAUUCUUGGGUUACUUUUGUACCAUCUGUUAUGGUUCCUAAAACUGUUCUCAUACCUAACAAAAUAUCAUUUUAAGUGCUUGCUGACAUUGACAAAGUUAGAACACCUAUUGCAAUAAAAACAAAGUUGAAGUACCCAGGUUAAGACUUGCAGGACUGAAUUUGACUUCCCUAGGGAAUGCAUCAAGGACAUAAACACCAGCAAUUAUUUGGAGUAACAUGUAGGAUGUAGGUGUUACGGACCAAGAUUCAAUCUGAACCGUGGCAUCCUCCCUCACUCCAACAAAGGCCCAUCAUCUUCAGUGGCACAUUGCUAAUACCUUUUAGAGAUAAUUUUGAUACCACUUAUCACGGACUGAGACUCAACCUCCAAGUUCGUGCAGCUCCAAAAUCCGAGCAUAGACUCAUCUGUCAUCUCAGAUCAGUCUAAAUAUCACGGUUCAUACCUCACAAUGAAAGAAAUGUGUAAACCUUUAUAUCUCAAAAUCAACUCUUAUAUAAAUCCGAUGUGAGAUUCAUGGCUCUUCCCUAGACCAUGACAUAGGGAUCAAAUGGAUGAUCACCAGGUUCAAUGUCAACUACGAAGACUAAUGAUUUUUCUAAACCCUGUGGCCUGUAACCAAGAAAUCAGCUCAAGGUCAAAGAUGAUAAAUAAUUAGAAAAACGAGCUUCUUAGAAGUUAUACUCUUUACCAUCAUUUGCACUUGGUCAGAGUAGACAACAAAAUAUGUUUGUGCUAAAAACUGUUACAUGCAACCCGAAAGCCUUACCAAACUUCACUGCCAUGUGACCAAGAUCAACAAUUCCUAUCUCUUCUAAAGAUUUGCCAGGUUUAUCCAUGCUAUGGCGCACCAUUGGUGCAUAAACAGUGAUUCCAUCACAAAGAAAAGGUGCUGCUGAAGCCGAAGGAUAGUCCAGGGGUAUUCUGAAGCAGUACCUGUUGACUCAAUGCAAAAACUGAUAUCUUCAUCUGUAGUAUUGUUGGAUAAAGCCUUUGGAACAUUGAAGAACAAGUAAACACAAUUAAAGCAAAGGAUAACUAACUCUAGGAAGGGAAGGGACGGAUCAAACUGUUUCAAAUGUUCAAAACUUGUGUUUGUUUCAUGCUAUAUUUAAAAAAGCAGUUAGAUUGCAAAGAGAGUCCCCGGUUAAAUUGACUUUAAGCUUCAAAUCUCCCAUCAUCUUACAAAUGUGAAAGGCACAGAAGCACAACUUCACCACAUCCUGUUGUUAUUUUUGAAGCAAAGAAAACUUUACUCAUUGUUACUUUUCUUAACAUCAGAAACAUUACAAUUUAAAGCCUA
Durio zibethinus is the source of this 2493-nucleotide messenger RNA. The record is from RefSeq and is a predicted model, not a curated record. NCBI's taxonomy places the organism in Eukaryota, Viridiplantae, Streptophyta, Magnoliopsida, Malvales, Malvaceae.